Messenger RNA from Malassezia pachydermatis, 3090 nucleotides. Its product is annotated as glycine dehydrogenase. Lineage: Eukaryota; Fungi; Basidiomycota; Malasseziomycetes; Malasseziales; Malasseziaceae. Gene Ontology annotation, molecular function: pyridoxal phosphate binding; glycine dehydrogenase (decarboxylating) activity; glycine binding. Bases 1 to 3090 code for a protein of 1029 amino acids. The record is from RefSeq and is a predicted model, not a curated record. The transcript has a single exon. Gene Ontology annotation, biological process: glycine decarboxylation via glycine cleavage system. Gene Ontology annotation, cellular component: mitochondrion; glycine cleavage complex.
AUGGCGCUCCCUCGUAUGACAGCGCUCCGUGCCGCGAGUCAGGGCCGCCGCUGGUGUGCGACACCGGCUGUGCGGGCUGUGGCCGUGCAGUCGCUGCUGCCCCGCCGUACUCUGGCUACGUCGGCAGACCCUAUGAACCUGGAAACGCCCCCCGCGUCCGCGAGCGUAUUUACAGCGCAGGACACGUUCCUGCGUCGUCAUAUCGGCCCCCGCGCUGCUGAGAUCCAGCACAUCCUCGAUACGCUGGGCUACAAGACCGUGGACGAGUUUGUGAACAAAACUGUGCCUGAAGAGGUGCGUCUGCCCACCGACGCGGUGGACCCUGCCUCGAUGCCGGCGCUCUCGGAGAGCGAGCUGGCCGCUCGUGCGCGGGCGCUGGCGGACCAGAAUGAAGUGCGUCGCUCGUUUAUCGGUAUGGGCUACCAGAACACCAUUGUCCCCCCGGUGAUUAUGCGCAACGUGCUGGAGAACCCGGCAUGGUACACGAGCUACACGCCGUACCAGCCGGAGAUCUCGCAGGGCCGUUUGGAGUCGCUGCUGAACUACCAGACGAUGGUCAAGUCGCUUACCGGGCUUGACAUUGCCAACGCGUCGCUGCUCGAUGAGGGCACAGCUGCUGCCGAGGCAAUGAUCUUGGCGUAUGGUACGUGUAAGGACAAGAAGCGCAACGUGUUCCUAGUCGAUGACAAGGUGCUGCCACAGACGCUGGCCGUGCUGCGUGGCCGCGCGAAGGGUUUUGGCAUCGAGAUUGUCUCGCGUGCGUUGCAGGCGAAUGGCGAAGUACAGGCUGUGCCUGCGGACGUGAAGGACCGCGUGAUGGGCGUGCUGGUGCAGUACCCGGAUGUUGACGGCUCGCUUGUCGACUGGCAGCCGCUCGCGCAGGAAGUCAAGAGUGUCGGUGGUCUUGUGGUGGCCGCUACGGACCUGCUUGCGCUGACGAUGAUCAAGCCGCCGGCAGAGUGGGGAGCGGAUAUUGCGGUGGGCAACGCUGCGCGCUUCGGUGUGCCGCCGGGCUACGGUGGUCCGCAUGCCGGUUUCUUUGCGGCGACUGACGCGCUGAAGCGUCGUAUGCCAGGCCGCUUGAUUGGUGUGAGUCGCGACACGAAAGGCCGCCCUGCAUACCGUCUCUCGCUGCAGACGCGUGAGCAGCACAUUCGCCGUGAGAAGGCUACGUCGAACAUUUGCACGGCGCAGGCGCUCCUGGCGAACAUGUCAGCCAUGUAUGCCGUGUACCAUGGCCCGCAAGGUCUGCGCCGCAUCGCUGCGAAGGUCCAUGCGCUGACCAAGGUGCUCAAGGCGCAGGUCGAGAACUUGGGCUGCACGGUCGAGCAAGCGGAUGGCGCGUUCUUUGAUACGCUCACGAUUCAAGUGCCUGCGGCCAAAGUGCACCAAGCGGCGGCGAAGCUGGGCAUCAACUUGCGUGUGAUCUCCGACGAGAAGGUGGGUGUGACGCUUGACGAAACCGUGACGGCCCACGACUUGGCGCACAUUGUGAGUGCCAUUGCGGCUGGCCGUGAUGAGCCGCCGACGAGCUCCGAGAGCUUGGUGCAGACGGCGACCACCAUGGGUCUCUCUGCACAGAGCGUCGAUGACUUGCAGGUGAGCGAGCGCUUUGCGCGUACCUCGUCGUACCUCACGCAGCCUGUAUUCAACAAGCACCACUCUGAGACGGCGCUGCUGCGCUACAUCUACGGUCUGCAGGGCAAGGAUUUGUCGCUCGUCCAUGCGAUGAUUCCCCUCGGCUCGUGCACGAUGAAGCUGAACAGCACGUCGAGUAUGCAGAUGCUCUCGUUCCCCGAGUACCAUGCCCUGCAUCCCUUCGUCCCGGUGGAGCAGGCGAAGGGCUACCAGACGCUGAUCAAGGAGCUGGAGGCCGAUCUUGCGAAGCUGACUGGCUUUGACGCCGUUUCGCUGCAGCCCAACUCGGGUGCGCAGGGCGAGUUUGCGGGUCUCUCGGUGAUCCGUGCGUACCUCGAUGCGCAAGGUCAGCAGCAGCGCAACGUGUGCUUGAUUCCUACGAGUGCCCAUGGCACGAACCCAGCGUCGGCGGUCAUGGCCGGCAUGAAAGUCGUACCGGUGCAGACGCUGGCGGACGGCACAAUCGACUUAAACGAUCUGCGUGCCAAGGCUGAGAAGCACAAGGAUGUGCUUGCCGCGACGAUGAUCACCGAGCCCGGUACGACCGGUAUUUACUUUGCCCAGAUCAAGGAGGCCAUUGCGAUUGUGCAUGAGUUUGGUGGCCAAGUAUACCUGGACGGUGCGAACCUCCAGGCGCAAGUCGGUGUCACGAACCCUGUCGUGAUGGGCGCCGACGUGACGCACCUCAACUUGCACAAGACGUUCAGCAUCCCCCACGGCGGUGGUGGCCCAGGUGUCGGCCCGAUCGGUGUGAAGGCACACCUGGCACAGUACUUGCCCGGUCACCCGGUGGUGCCGACGGGCGGUGCGCAGGCUAUUGAGCCGAUCUCAGCGGCGCCGUGGGGCUCGGCUUCGAUUUUGACGAUUGCGUGGGCGUACAUUCGUAUGCUGGGAUGGUCGGGUAUUCGUACGUCGACCAUCACCUCGCUGCUUAAUGCCAACUAUGUGAAGGCGAAGAUUGAGCACAAGUACAAGGUGAAGUACGUUGGCAAGCACGGCAACGUGGCGCAUGAGCUGCUUGUUGACGUUGCUGAAUUCCAGCAGUAUGGUCUGCAAGUCAUGGACUUUGCGAAGCGCUUGAUUGACUACGGCUUCCACCCACCGACCUGCUCGUGGCCCAUUUCCACGGGUCUGCUGAUCGAGAUCACCGAGAGCGAGCCGCUCGAAGAGAUGGAUCGUCUCUGCGAGGCUCUCUUGAGCAUUGCGCAGGAAGUCGAGGAAAUCAAGAGCGGCGCAUUGCCACGUGACAACAACAUGCUCAAGAAUGCGCCGCACACCAUCGAGGCGCUUACGUCGGAGACAUGGGACCACCCCUACUCGCGUGAGCGAGCCGUGUACCCGGUACCUUCGCUGCGUCAGUCCAAGUUCUGGCCGCCCGUGUCGCGCGUGGAUGACGCGUACGGCGACCGCAAUCUGGUCUGCGAAUGUGGCUCGGUGGAAGAGUACGCGUAA